UUAAGAUUACACUCUAUCAUACCUUUCAUUUCGCUUUCUCCCCAAUUUGCUCCGAAAUCGAAUCGAAAAAAGAUCGUUGUUAAUGAAAGUUGCUCUGACAAGUAUCGUUAGCUUAACUAAUUCAUAUGAAAUAUAAACAGCUAUUAAAAAUCUACAAUUGUAAUCGAGUAUCGGCUAUAAAACACAUGUAUACGACUAUAUAAACAACUGCUAAUGUGUUAAUUAUUCGCGAGAGUUGAAAAUUGUCGUCGUUAAUGAUUCAAAAUGAAAAAUGGCAAUUCCACUUUGUUCGGCGCUAUUUUAAUCGAGCCACUCAAUUACGAAGAAAUAGUAAGGUGCAGGUGAAAGGCCGUUAGUGGUUCAUGGACCAACACAUUAAAAUAUUUGGAAACGUGUUUCACAGUUAAAGGACCACUGACCCGUUUUAAUCUGUCUCUCUGAAGACGAUUUUUACGCUUUGCAUCGCUUUCUCUUGGAUCCAUAUUUACAUCCGCACCCGAGGUCUCUCUUAAAACUGCCGUAAAAUAGGUUUAGGAUCCUAUGGGAUUUUACGACUCACGUAAUCUAAAUUUUAAUCGUUACAAAAGAAUAACAGCUGAUGAGUUUUUCAGUAGUCAUUCUACUUCUCGAUUAUAAGCUGCUUCCUUCUUUGUUCUGCAAAUUCUAGCAGGAAAUAAUGAACGAUAUUAUGAAUUGAUUUCGAAUAAAUUUCUUAAAGUACGAGUUCGCAUCUCUUUUGCUUCUUAAUGCAAUCGUAUAUCUUUAGAAUAUUCAGUAUGAAAAAUUAUGAGGACACAAUACCGAUUUCUGAUAACAGAAUGGUAUACUUUGCAUACACUAAAACUGUUUAACUAAAUGCACGAUACUUCUUCAAACCAUUAUCAGUACGAUAAAAAACAGUCGUUACAUGAGUACCUAUUCAACAAUUAAAUAGACUACGUAAUCAAGUAAUUUUCUUCUAUCUAGAAAUGCUUUAAACCAUUUUUCUGUUUUCGCACAUUGCACAAUUUACAUAUUUUUAUCGUUUUCCUUCAUUUCGUAAUAAAUAGCUUUGCAUCUUGCAUAUCUGUCAUUUACAAACCUUGCAAUAUAUGAAUUAGAAUAAAGAAGUAAUUACUCCACAUAUCGAACUGCCCAUAUUUCCUGUAUAAUUUCUACGCGAUUAAAAUUCGAUCAUAAUUCACGCUAAUAUUCAUGAACCAAUGUUAUCACUGCCGCGAGUCCUCAUCCUCCCAACGGCUCUUCCGGCUGAUCUUCGUCUCCCUCGAGCAUUCACUACCGCCGAGUUCAAAGAAAAAUUUCUACUCAUCUCGACCUUGGAUCUCGUUCGAUACCGUUCUCCCGUUCGUGGUCAGAGGGAUUCCCGAAAGUCUCAAACGUUCCGAAGAGCAUGUACCGAAAAUGUCUGCGCCAUGCGGUGUUCUGCCUCUCGCCUCGGAAUCGAGGACACAUCGAAGACGUCGUGUAGCCGGUGUUAUACAAACCGUACAGUCGUUUUCAUUGCGGCAAGUCGGUGGAGGUGGACAAACGUCGAGGUAUAUCCAUAGGUGGGAUUCGUUGGGCGACUCGAGUCGGAGAGGUAGAAGAGGAGACAGUUAGGGUGGGAUGCGCAGCCUCGAAGAGGAUCGUUCUUGUCUUGACCGAUUCCGAACGAUCUAUCCCCACGAUCGACCCCACCAUACGAUUUUGGCCUCCUUUGCACGUUUACGUCUUGGAAAUCGUACCACCUCCGGGAACACCACCGGGGAAAUAUCGUUGUAACGACACCAAAGCAGGACCAAAGUUAUAAAGCACACCGGUGAAGCUGGUACAAGGCGCUGCCACUUUGCUGAUCGACCUCGUCGUGUCACGAUCCUCCUCCUCUCGCGAACGAAUCGACGACCUUUUUUUCUGGCGGCACCUCCGCUGGUGUCACCUGUCACGACACACUACGGAUCGCGUUCCUUUAUCGUUUCGUUGAUAAUACGUAGCCAAAGUAGAUUUACAGGAACAGUGAAGAAAUACUCUUUGUAGUUGCUCGAAUAAUAGUAGUUGCCUGUAUUGGUGUCGCACGAGGACCUUGAGGAAGUUGCGCGGGCGAGAAGGGUCGUGAGUGUUCCGCCUCUUAAGUUCCUGUCGAUCUGGUCAUUCAAGGCAAUGGCGGGCAUAAUUAAUUCCACAGCAACUCUAAUAAAUGACAUUUAUGAUUACUACCUCUGGACGCUAUCUCUUGCUGAUGAAAGAACGAGAGGAUGGCUCUUGGUCGAUUCACCAAAACCUACAUUGAUAUACACGAUGUUGUAUUUACUUAUUGUAUGGGCUGGGCCGAAAGUUAUGAAAAAUCGAAAAGCCUUCAAGCUUACAUGGGCACUUGUACCAUAUAACCUUGCGAUGGCUCUUCUUAAUGCGUACAUUGCGAUUCAGCUGUUUGUAGCGUCCACCAGGCUACGUUAUAGUUACGUAUGUCAACCUAUAAGGCAUGUGACUCGUCCAGAUGAAUUACAAAUCGCUCAUGCCGUUUGGUGGUACUACUUCAGCAAACUACUAGAGUUCUGUGAUACAUUUUUCUUCAUCUUGCGAAAGAAGGAUAAUCAAUUAAGCUUCCUUCAUGUGUACCAUCACUCCACCAUGUUUUCGUUGUGGUGGAUCGGCAUUAAGUGGGUUCCUAGCGGGUCCACUUUCCUACCAGCGAUGGUGAACAGCUUCAUUCACGUUCUCAUGUACUCGUACUACGGUCUAGCAGCAUUAGGUCCCUCCGUAACUAAAUAUCUUUGGUGGAAGAAAUACUUGACAAUUCUCCAGCUAAUACAGUUCACCACUGCCUUGAUUCUUGGUAUCAACGGCAUUCGAUCAGGAUGCGACUUCCCGCUUUGGAUGCAGUACGCUCUUGUCAUUUAUAUGAUCUCCUUCAUUGUCUUAUUCGGAAACUUCUAUGCCAAAGCGUAUAUUGCUAAGGGUAAAAAGGCGUACGCGGAAAGGCAAUUAGAGAAAAUGAAAGCAGCCGCACAAUUGAAGAAAGAACUUACCGAUGGAGCUGUGUGCAACGGUAAUGUUACGAAUGGACACGUUAACGGAUAUGCGAACGGUGUAUCCAAAAAGACUCAAUAAAAUAAUACAUUCCUAAAUUCACUAUUAAAAUAUUGUCGUCGAAUUGCAAGCUGUAUAAUUAUAAGGGGAAAACAAAGUCUUAUUUUAUUGGUAAGAUGACCCGGAACCGGAAUUCAUUUGGCCAAAGUUUCUAGUUCUUGCAAAUCGCUUUGUUCACGAUAGGCGACGUUCUGGACGUUGUAACUAUUCAAGUCAUAUUUAAUCGUAAACCGAUAUUUCCUUGACGAAUUGUGCGCUCGCGUACAAUUUAGAUUUCUCAGUUCAAAUGAAGUACAAUGGAAAAAGUGUUUCACUAGUCGCCAUUAGGAGAUCCUGAAUUAAAACCUCAUUGAUCCUCUAGGUUCACUGUAAAUUAUAUUCUUGCAGUCUUCGUGUGUUGUUUGUAGAUGCUAAAUUCUCUCAAAACCGAGAAUGGAAGGCUGCUUUUCCCUGACCCGUAAUUAAAAGAAGCCUAUUGCAUCCAAGUUCACCUGAAAAAGUAAAAGAGAUGUCAAAAAAAAUUUUUAAAACAAAGAAUCUGACAAAUAAGACGAAUAACGAAAUACUUUUUCUCUUGCAUUUCUUCUUAAGCAGCAGAAGUCUAAAUUGCGCGCAAGAAUACACGCAACUUCAAACUUACCGGCCUGCAAUUUUUUGAACUCUUGGACCAGCAGCACAAAGUCCAACGGAUCGCUGGUCCAGGGUAUUGUAAAUACAAAAUAGUCGAGUAUGUUAGCAGUUUAGUCGUUAGUAGGCGAAUUGUACGAGAUCCAACGGGGUCGAGUACGAUAAUAUUGCAUAAGCGUGAAGUAAGCGAUCUUUUUGUGACCGACGAGUAAACUCUGCCUUGUAAAAAAAAUAAUAAAAUUGAUCGUCGACUCGGGAACUGCCUUUAGUUUCUGUUUUUAUUCUUGUGCUAGAAAUAAGAUUAGGAUUGAAAUGAUGCCGGUCACGAUAAGGUUGUACCUAUACAUUUGCACACUCGGGACAUAGUUAAUAUAUACCAUGUCGUGAUAUUAGAUAUGUUACAAUCUUUUUAAACGAAUGAACAUACCUGUCUAACACGAUCGAAAAUAUUGUAAAGAAAUUGAUUUGCAUUUUUGCAAUUGUCUAAUGUUUACAUUACUUGUAAAUAAUCUUCUAUUUAAUAAAUUGAUAACAGAUGUUUAGAACAAUAAAAUAUAUACAUUGUAUAUUUUAAUUGAAGAUUUAUUGUUUAUUUACGGCACGAACAUGCUUAUAAAUCAACGGUAAAUAUCGUUUUGUUUCAAUUUGAUAUGAAAUAAAUCAAACUGAAAGUCGCCAACAAAUAUUUUUCUCAUUAAAAUAUUUAAAUCCGGUUUCGCGUCAAAUUAUGAUGUGUAAUGUCGUGAUCGUUUACAAAGAAAUGAAUUGCAAUCAUUCAUAAAUGUUUGUUUGUUUGAAACUUUUAAAAUUAUUAGGCAAAAGAUUAUUGUUAAUGCAUUUUAUUAAUGCCGCAAUAUGUAAAAAACAAUUGUUAUAAAAAGAGCAUUGCUGCGCAAUGUAAAAAUGAAAAAAAAAAUGCAUUAUGUUUAUUCCUAAUGACAUCUGUUCAUCAAACCUUUCCAGUGGAAUAACGAAAAUACAAAAUAGCAUGUAACAAAACUAAAAAUUUGAUAAAAG
Megachile rotundata (alfalfa leafcutting bee) is the source of this 4710-nucleotide messenger RNA. RefSeq names its product very long chain fatty acid elongase 4. Gene Ontology annotation, biological process: fatty acid elongation, monounsaturated fatty acid; very long-chain fatty acid biosynthetic process; sphingolipid biosynthetic process. Lineage: Eukaryota; Metazoa; Arthropoda; Insecta; Hymenoptera; Megachilidae. Gene Ontology annotation, cellular component: endoplasmic reticulum membrane. The record is from RefSeq and is a predicted model, not a curated record. Gene Ontology annotation, molecular function: fatty acid elongase activity.